AUGACUUCACCAGCUGCCUCAUCCGCCGUCCCCUCCGUCGCUGCCGUCUCCGCCGUCGCUGCCGUCCCCUACUCCACCUUCAAUUCACUCAGACUUGGAAGAUCCGCCCAGGCUGUGGUCGGUAGGAUCAUCCGAUUUUGGGAUGCUAAGAACAUCAAUAAGAAUGGGGAGCUUCUGGGAAUAACCAUUCUGCUCCUCGAUGAGAUGGACACUGUGAUCCAUUGUUUUAUCCCAGCUAACCGGGUCAGCUAUUACCGGUCGUCUCUGGUGUCUGGUUCAAUCGUGAGAUUGGAACGUUUUGAGGUUGGUAGGGUGUCCGAAAAGUACAAGGUCACCGAACAUCAGUUUCUGAUCCGAUUCCUUCCUUCGACACGUAUUGUUGACGUCCAGGUGGAUGCCCCCGUGAUCAAAACCAACAGCUUCAUGGUGAGACGUAUUGGCCAAUUUCAAGUUCUCGCCAAUACUAACUUGGAGCUUCCAGGGGAGAUUCGCUCUGUGCAAGGUUCUGAUCUCAAGAACACCGCGGACACGACCAGGAUCGUUGUCCGCCUCCUAAUCGAACCGAAUGUAACCGUGUACGUUUCGUUGUGGGAUGAGGCUGCGUCCACCUUUAGGGGUUUUUUGAAGGAUGGGGAUAGAUCCCAGUCCGUGAUGUUGGUGACCUCUGUUAAUCCUAAGCUGUUUGGAGGGAACCUAUACCUGAACUCCACACAAGGAACUACGUUCUUUUUUGACACCAGCAUCCCUGAGAUAGCAGAGUUUAUCGGCGGUCUUGGAGUUACAGCAACUCAGGCGUACACUUGUGUUGACACUCUCGAAGGGAUCAAGAGAAAAGAGCUUGUCACCAUUGGGGAUCUGAACACGUACAUCUCCAACUCCAAUGAGCAGACACAGGAAGCUGACUUUCUCUGCAAAGCACAGAUUGUUUGUGUCAACCAGGAAAAUGGCUGGUCAUUUGUGUCAUGCACUGGCUGCAACAAGAAAUUGGAGAGGAAUGGAACAUCCCUUGACUGCACCAGAUGUUUAACCUCUGACGUCACUGGUGUCGUCAGGUUCCGUGUUGAGCUCGCUGUCGAUGAUGGCAAAGACAGCGCCACGUUUGUUGUCUUCGAUAAGGAGAUGUCAAAACAGACUAAACAGGAUGCUGCUGCUCUUGCCCUUGAUGUGGUGCAUGACGGUGGAGAGGAGCAACUCCCAGCAUGUCUUGAAGAGUUAGAAGGGAAAAAGUUUGUGUUUCACAUACAUGUGACACCUUUCAACUUCACUCCUAACCACCGGACCUUCACCGUCUCUACCAUGACUGAAGAUGACACUUUGGCGAACCAUGGAAAGGACCAACUUGAGAGGAUCCCUCCCCACGCUGAGGAAAACGUGGAAGUGGCAGGUUCAACUUCGGGGACAGGGAAGGCAGAUGGAUUGAAGAAACGCAAGCGUGGUGGACGUGAGUAA
Messenger RNA from Raphanus sativus (radish), 1449 nucleotides. RefSeq lists its product as uncharacterized. Gene Ontology annotation, molecular function: DNA binding. NCBI's taxonomy places the organism in Eukaryota, Viridiplantae, Streptophyta, Magnoliopsida, Brassicales, Brassicaceae. The record is from RefSeq and is a predicted model, not a curated record. Gene Ontology annotation, cellular component: nucleus. The coding region runs from base 1 to 1449 and encodes 482 amino acids. Gene Ontology annotation, biological process: DNA replication; DNA repair; DNA recombination. The transcript is spliced from 9 exons.